GCGGCGGGAAACGGCGGAGGAGGCGGCAGCUCCGGAACCGGCGGGACCGGGGGCAUCCCGGGGAACGACCCGGGACAUUCGGGACCCGGGACAUCCCGGGGAACAUCCCGGGGCAUUCGGGACCCGGGACAUCCCGGGGAACAUCCCGGGACAUUCGAGACCUGGGACAUCCCGGGGAACAUCCUGGGACAUCCCGGGGAACACCUGGACAUCCCACAGAGCAUCCCGGUCACUCGGAGGUACUGGGACACGCCGUGGAGGAGCAUCCCGGGACACCCCGACAACAAUCCCGUGGCCGAAUUCUUCCCUGUUUUGUUUUCAAAUCUUUAAAAUCUUUCUGCCCCCACCGAGGCCGGGUGGAGCUUACGAUGCGGAGGGGAAGCUGAAGGGAAUGGCUCGCCCUGGAAGGCUCUGCCGAUUCGGGCCCUGUGUCACAGGAGGAAUUGCAAAUCUACAAAGAGACGCUCAUUAAAUUAUUUCUGGGAUAGGAUCCACCAUGCUUCUGUCCCAUCAGGGACUGCUGCUUGAUUUGUGGCUCAGUGUUGCUUUUUUAACAUGGGCUUCUGGAGCUUUUCCUCUGCUAGUGAAGAGUGGAGGGAAGAGAAAAUAUAUUAGUGGGAGGAAAGACAGGUUUGUGAACUGUUGCAUAAAAGAUAGAGGAAUAUUUCAUGUGUCACCAUGUCUGAAGAUGCUUUAUUGGAAGAGGACAUUUGGGACUACAAAUCCAUUAGGAAGAAAAAGCAUCAAAGUAAUUCACAGAGCAUCUCUACUGUGCAGAAAGUAAGUGAUGGCAAGGGCAGGCCAAAAAGAAAGAGAAAUAGGAAGAAGAAAUCCACAGGAAAAACGGAUACACCUCAGAAAACCAAGCAGAGCUCAGGGCCAGGCCAGGAUGUGGAUCACAGUAAAGAAGACAGUAGUGUGCACUCCCAGGAAAGCGCGAGUAGCCUGGCAGAACAGAGCUCACAAAAUGCAAGGCCCGUUCACGAUGGAUUCUGUCCCAGCUGCCAGAUGCCUUUCUCUCUGCUGCUGGUCCAGACGCCUCAGUGGCACGUCUAUGAAUGUUUGGAAACUCCAGGAUCCAUUGAGAAAGAGUGUCCUGAUGGUUUGCUGUGCACCUCCACCAUUCCAUCUCACUACAAGCGUUACAGCCAUUUCCUACUCGCAGCAGACAGGGCAGGGGAGUAUCUUGUAAACCCUUUGGGAACCGCUGUGGAGAUGAAGCUGACAUGUUCUACUGCUGCAAAGCCCAGCUGUUCCUCAAGUUAUGCAGAGGAAACCUCACGGGAUGAGAAACCCUCUGUUGAAAUAAAGCACGUCCCAAAUGAUGAUUGUGCAUCAAUGGUACAGAGUUCACCACAAAUGAAGGCUCUAAGUAAAAUUAGUGGAAGUACUUCCUUUUUUGCAGGUGUUGAAAAACCUCAACAGACAUGUCAGCUUCCACAGACAGCGGACGGUCGUUGUAAAUUUGAAUUUUUUGAUUUUGCAUCCUCUCAAGAAAGCGAAACAGGAAAAGAUCUGUGUCUUGAGAAAGAUACAAGUCAGCCAAGUCUGCUACAGUCAGGAGUGGACUUCAAUGACUGUGAAAUUUCUUACUCUCCACUAAGUACAUUUGAGGAAAGUGAAGAGGAGCAGGAGGAGAAAGUAAAAGUAUCACAGAAUAAAUUAUUCAAAGUGCAGAACUCAGAGGAAGACUCUAACUCUGUGGCGUUUAAAACAUUUGAUAGACUUCUCUUACAGAGGAGGCCUCAGUAUGAGCAUACAAAAAUGGAAAAUUUUGUAGCUAAAAAAACCCUCUGUGAGGGAGAAAAUGCAUUGAAUCAUCUAGAUCCUCAGCAAGGGGUGGUAGCCAGUGGAUCCUCUUUUGCCUCUAGUUACAAGGAGGCUGAACAGCCAGAACUGAGUUCCUCUGCUGCCAGAGCAGGAACCACAGAGUCAGAAGAUGCUGGUGCUUGUGCUCUGGAUUCUGCAUACAUGAAUUUUACUGAGACAUCAUCACUGCUGGACAGAGAAGAUGCUGGAUCUCCUCUGACACAGAGGAGUAAUGUUUUGAGGGAGCCAAGAAACAUUUUAACUCAUUCAGAUAAAAUGACUGCCAGUGCAACUGGAAAAAUAGCUCACCAGGAGAGUUCACAGACAGCAGUGGAGAAAAAAGGAAAUCUUAGUACAGCUGCUGUGAGCUUUCCCAGCCCCAUCUCUUCUACAUCAGUGCCAUCUCUUUCAUUAGCAACUAUGAACACUAAGUCCAGUCCUGCCAAAGAACUUAAACAAAUGGACAUUGGUGUUUUCUUUGGGUUAAAACCCAAAGCAAAGGAGGAACGCAAAGGAGAGGCGUGUUUGAAUGAGAAAAAGCAGAUACCAGGUUCAGUAUCUCCUAAAGGAAAGAGGCCCAGACAGCAAAAAAGGAAGGCUGAGGGGUCUGUGGAAGAUGUGAAAGCAGUUACAGAAAGUCCAAAUAAAAAUGAAGCCAUUGCAGAUGUACCUUCUGGUGGCCAACGAAGGUGGAGAAAAAAAUUUAAAGAAUUACCUACCACAGGUGAAGAACCAAGUAAAAAACACUGCCCCUUCUACAAGAAAAUACCAGGAACUGGUUUUACAGUUGAUGCCUUCCGGUAUGGAGAAAUCGAAGGCUGCACAGCUUAUUUCCUUACCCAUUUUCACUCUGACCACUACUGUGGACUAACAAAAAACUUCAGGUUUCCAAUCUACUGUAAUAAGGUAACUGGCAAUCUGGUGAAGAGCAAACUCCGGGUCCAGGAGCAAUAUGUCCACGUGCUGCCGAUGGACACGCAGUGUGUGGUCAAUGGGAUCAAAGUGCUUUUGCUCGAUGCCAAUCAUUGUCCAGGUGCAGCAAUGAUCCUUUUCUACCUGCCAAGUGGGGCUGUUAUUCUGCACACAGGGGAUUUCAGAGCAGACCCUUCCAUGGAGCGCUAUCCUGCUCUGAUGGGCCAGCAAGUCCACACCCUUUACCUUGACACCACAUACUGCAGCCCUGAGUACACCUUUCCUUCACAACAAGAGGUUAUCCAGUUUGCUGUCAACAUUGCCUUUGAGACGGUCACUUUAAACCCACGAACUCUAGUUGUCUGUGGCACUUACUCCAUUGGGAAAGAAAAGGUUUUCUUAGCAAUUGCUGAAGUUCUGGGCUCAAAAGCAAGUGUGUCCCGUGACAAGUACAAAACCCUGCAGUGCUUGGAGUCAGCAGCUGUUAAUUCCCUCAUCAGUGUGGACUGGAAGGGUACUUUGCUUCAUGUUCUUCCCAUGAUGCAGAUUAAUUUUAAGGGCUUGCAAGAUCACUUGAAUAAAUUUUCUGAGGAUUUUGAUCAUGUUCUGGCUUUCAAACCUACGGGGUGGACCUACUCUGAUUCAUGCCUUUCUCUGGAGGAUAUCAAGCCUCAGACAAGAGGAAAAAUCACUAUAUAUGGGAUUCCUUACAGUGAACACAGCAGUUACCUGGAAAUGAAGCGUUUUGUUCAGUGGCUGAAGCCACAGAAAAUCAUCCCCACUGUAAAUGUUGGUGACUGGAGAGACAGAAGCUUGAUGGAAAUGCAUUUUAGAGACUGGAUGACCGAGGGCAAUAGGCAUAAAUAAAUAUAAGGAAGGAUGUGUAUUUCAAAGGCAGUAGGCUGGAAUGGGAAUUGAGUUCCUGUGAGUGUUAUUUAUCUCUCUUUUCUGCAAAGCUUUCUUUAGGGAGGACUAAACUGCCAUUCUUUGGGGAAAGAAAAAAAAGGCACCUGGUUUUCUUGUGUAACUACCAAAUUUUUUUCCCCCAUAACUUACCAUUUUUGCAAUCUCAUAUUUUGGGUUAUUUUUCUCUUGCUCCUUUUCCCCUGUUCCUCAUUUUCCUCAGGCUGUGGAGAUGCUCAGAUGUGUAAUGCUGGACAUUAAACAAUCCAAGGUACUUUCAGUUAAUUUAAUUUAUCUGUUAAACUAAGUUAUUGUAAUAAAUGAGAGAAUACUAAGCUUAUGUCACAUGCUGUCAACUCAGGCUUCAGGGAAGCUCGUUUCAUGAAGCAGAAGUGGCUAUUGUGUUUUAAAUCUUUUAAAAAAACCUUAACUUGUGAGAAAGUAUUGACUUGGGAUCCUGCAGCUUAUGUACUUUAGACAGUUGUUUACCAAAGACAUUCUUUAUUCCGCUCAAGAUGUUCUGCUUCUUUUUUUUAAGUGAUCUUUUUUAAAAUAAAGAAUUUAUCUUAUGUCU
This is a messenger RNA of Hirundo rustica (Barn swallow), 4198 nucleotides long. RefSeq names its product DNA cross-link repair 1A (gene DCLRE1A). Gene Ontology annotation, molecular function: 5'-3' DNA exonuclease activity; damaged DNA binding. The transcript has 9 exons. Lineage: Eukaryota; Metazoa; Chordata; Aves; Passeriformes; Hirundinidae. The record is from RefSeq and is a predicted model, not a curated record. The coding region runs from base 679 to 3588 and encodes 969 amino acids. Gene Ontology annotation, biological process: protection from non-homologous end joining at telomere; interstrand cross-link repair; double-strand break repair via nonhomologous end joining.